GACUUGGCUCAGUGGACAGGUUCGGAGAGCAUACAUGGCAGGCUUUGUGACUGGAUACUCGUGGGAGGUGGCGGUGGCUGGGGCGCGGAGUCUGCGGAGCAGCGAUGUGGCGGGAGGGUCGGACCCGUACGCCGUGCUGUACUGGUCGACGGGCGAGGAGGAGCGGACGGCGGUGACUCACCGUACCUCCGAUCCCGUGUGGGACGCCGUGUUUGCUACUCCGGAGCGGCAGAACUUUGUCAUGGUCGAGGUGUGGGACAAGGACACCCUCACGGCCGACGACUUUCUCGGCUCGGUCAAGAUCGCCCUCUCCAACGCCGACGACGACGUCCGCGACGUGUGGGAGCCACUCCUGGGCCGCGACAACGAGCCUACAGGUGGCGACAUCCACCUGCGCAUCACCAAAGUUCCCAUCUACGCCUGAUCUUUCUCCCGUCGGUGGCGAUGCGGUGCCUAUGCGGGGUCAUUGGAUCUCGACACGUCUGAGCAUGA
Messenger RNA from Thecamonas trahens ATCC 50062, 492 nucleotides. RefSeq lists its product as uncharacterized. The transcript has a single exon. Lineage: Eukaryota; Apusomonadida; Apusomonadidae. The record is from RefSeq and is a predicted model, not a curated record. Bases 35 to 424 code for a protein of 129 amino acids.